AGCAAAUUUUCCCACUGUCAGUCAAGCGCGAGGUCGCUUCCUGUUGCUGCAAACCAAACUUGUUGACGGCCGUGUCAGAAUUCCCAUCCCCCCAUGGCGCUCCCGUCCCUCCUCUCCCACUCCAGGACACGCCCCUCCGUCCUCCGGGAACCUCUCCGGCAGGGGGGGCUCCGCGCCCUGCUCGCCCCGUGGGAUCCCCCGCCCGUUCAUCCGCACGACCGCGCCGCCGAACACGCCUGCACGCCACCUUCCACCGAGUCAUCCUCUCCUGGUCACCACCGCCCUCCUCCUCUCAACUGGAUCCGCGUCGGGGGCCGGACGGUCUCGUCUGGUGCUGGUACGUCCCUCACUCAAUAUGGAUCGACAAACCAUACUCUGACUUCUCAUAGAAGAUCCUAUUGGACCCUGUGUCCACAACAUCCCUCUUCCGGGCCUCCAGCUAGGAUAGCAACAAAAGAAGCACAACAUAGGGUGAAAGAUCCGCUUGAAGUUCAACGACGUACUUUUGGUUCUGCGGCAGAACCCAUCCAGAGGAACCCAGACUUUUCAGUGCUAAAUUCUGAUGAUGUUUCUUUCUUCAAGAGCAUAUUGGGUGACAAUGGAGUCGUUCAAGAUAAGGACAGGGUGGCUGUUGCGAAUGUCGAUUGGAUGGGUAAAUACAAGGGUGCAAGCCAGCUUCUGCUUUUACCAAAAAGUACUAAUGAGGUUUCUAAGGUUCUUGCUUACUGCGACUCGAGACGAUUGGCGGUAGUUCCUCAGGGUGGAAAUACAGGCCUCGUUGGUGGCAGUGUACCGGUUCAUGAUGAGGUGAUUGUCAACCUUGGUGGUAUGGACAAAAUAAUCUCGUUUGACAAUGUAAAUGGUAUUCUUACUUGUGAAGCUGGUUGUGUGUUGGAGAACUUAAGUACCUUUGUGGAAAAUGAAGGAUUUAUUAUGCCUCUUGACUUGGGGGCAAAAGGUAGUUGCCAGAUAGGAGGGAACAUUUCAACUAAUGCUGGUGGCCUACGUUUCAUUCGCUAUGGCUCACUUCACGGAAAUGUACUUGGUCUUGAAGUUGUCCUAGCCAAUGGAACUGUCCUUGACAUGCUUACUACUUUAAGGAAAGACAACACUGGAUACGAUCUGAAGCACUUAUUUGUUGGAAGUGAAGGCUCACUAGGAAUAGUCACUAAAGUGUCAAUACUUACACCUGCAAAGCUACCUUCAACUAAUGUUGCAUUUCUUUCCUGCAAUGACUACAUGAGCUGCCAGAAAUUGCUACUGGCAGCUAGGAGGAGCUUGGGUGAGAUUAUUUCUGCAUUUGAGUUUAUGGAUCGUCAGUGUAUUGAUCUGGCUAUGACGCAUUUGGAAGGAGUUCAUAAUCCUUUACCCCUCUCGCCGUACAAAUUUUAUGUUCUAAUUGAGACCACAGGAAGUGAUGAAUCAUAUGACAAAGCAAAACUUGAAGCUUUUUUGUUGCGCUCAAUGGAAGAUGGCCUUGUAGCUGAUGGAGUUAUAGCACAGGAUAUUAGCCAAGCAUCUAAUUUUUGGAGGAUCCGCGAGGGUAUAUCAGAGGCAUCUGUAAAAGUUGGUGCAGUUUACAAGUAUGACUUGUCCAUACCUGUAGAGAAACUAUAUGAUAUUGUUGAGGAAAUGCGCAGCCGUGUUGGUGAUAUGGCAGAGGUAUUGGGUUAUGGCCACCUUGGUGACGGGAAUCUCCAUCUAAACAUCUUAUCAAGCAAGUACAGUGACGAUAUUCUGGCACAAAUUGAACCAUUUGUCUAUGAGUGGACUGCUGGCCACAGAGGAAGCAUCAGCGCAGAGCACGGAUUGGGGCUAAUGAAAGCUGAGAAGAUUCACUACAGCAAGUCACCAGAAGCAGUGCAGCUAAUGGCUUCCAUCAAGAAGUUACUGGACCCUAACUCAAUUCUAAACCCAUACAAGGUUCUACCUCAGUCUGCAUUGUCACUGGAGCAGCAGGGUAGCUGAUUGAGCUUGUUGCCUACCCAAAUCAACUUCAGAGAACAGGUGGUGUUAACUUGGAUGGAAGAGAUGCGUCUGUACCCAAUAAAAUUCCAGUUGUUGUCAGCGUCUGGUGUAUUGUAAACAAUUAUUCAGAUGGACAUCAAACUAGGGAAAAUAAUAAUCAAUUAAGGCCAUGUACAACUCAGGUGCUUACAUGGGCACCUCAGAGAAUAAGAACCUUUUUUGGCUAGAUCAGUUUACACAGGUGGUUGCUUAGCCUCCCCUCCCCCCUCCCCACAAAGGCGUGACCCCCUUUCUCUCACCGUAUAAUCACCCUGCAUCGUAAGGCUGGACUUGCUUGAAGUUGUAUUUGUACAAAUAGCGGUUCCGUUCGCGGCGGCAUGCUGUGCUUUGCUCAUAAGGUUUUCUGUAAUUUUAUAUAUUGUAUGAAUUUUUAUAUAUUUUGUUUAGUUA
Messenger RNA from Hordeum vulgare subsp. vulgare (domesticated barley), 2418 nucleotides. Its product is annotated as probable D-2-hydroxyglutarate dehydrogenase, mitochondrial. The coding region runs from base 94 to 1968 and encodes 624 amino acids. The transcript has 16 exons. Lineage: Eukaryota; Viridiplantae; Streptophyta; Magnoliopsida; Poales; Poaceae. Gene Ontology annotation, molecular function: catalytic activity; FAD binding. The record is from RefSeq and is a predicted model, not a curated record. Gene Ontology annotation, cellular component: mitochondrion.